Messenger RNA from Pediculus humanus corporis (human body louse), 1950 nucleotides. RefSeq lists its product as uncharacterized. Bases 1 to 1950 code for a protein of 649 amino acids. Gene Ontology annotation, cellular component: striated muscle dense body; plasma membrane. The transcript has 11 exons. The record is from RefSeq and is a predicted model, not a curated record. Lineage: Eukaryota; Metazoa; Arthropoda; Insecta; Psocodea; Pediculidae. Gene Ontology annotation, biological process: regulation of muscle contraction; regulation of potassium ion transport. Gene Ontology annotation, molecular function: potassium channel regulator activity.
AUGGGUUCAUUACCAAAUCUUCGUUCGUUAUCCAGUGAUCCGAAUACAGUUUAUCAAUAUGAAUUAUGUGACCCAGAAAAUGAUGAUAUGUCUACAAAAUCUGAAAGUCAAAAGAAAAUAUCGAAAUUGAAAGGUGAAAAAAAUAGUAAUGUUGAAUCGUUAGGAGAAAUGAAUAACAUACAAAUUUCAAAUUUUCAUCCACAACAAGGAGUGAGACAUACAAGAAGUAGUGGUUCUCAAUAUAAUAAUCAAAUGCCGAGCACUUAUGUUAACUGGGAUGAUUAUUUACUUCAGCUGAGAUUAUCAAAAUACUCACCAAUGUCUAGUAGAUCUUCUAAAUCGAAUACUACUUGGACAGCAAAUAAUACGCUUUAUAAUUUUCAUCGUGGAUCUACACGAAGAAGAGAUUCUUUAUCAAGCUCUGGAGGUGCCAGUUCUGUACGGAAAUUAAUUGCCGUCGUUCGUUCAACUCCUUCAAGAUUAGGACCAGUAUAUUCGAGAAAAGUUUUAUGUCGAAAUUUUGCCGCACUUUGCUUAGGUCAUUUCACUAUCACAGCUGCAUUACUGCCUUUAAUGUCUUUACAAUCUUCUGUCAGUACAUGGUGGUGGCCACAAAAUUCAUUAUUUCAAUCAUCAGAUAUUGGUUCACUUUUACUUUCAGCAUCUUUUGCCAUUGCUAGUAUUUUUACUCUAAUAAGUCCCAUAAUUAUACACUUAUUAGGAUGUAAUUGGACUUUAGUUUCCGGUUAUGCCUGUAUAAGUGUAUUCUUCGUGGCGCAUCUUUAUCCAACAUUACGGUGCUUGAUUCCAGCUUACUUACUUCUUGGAAUAUGCAUUGGUCCAAUAACGUGUGCUAGAGCGUCAUACCUAGUGACACUAACUAAUAAGUUAUCAUAUGUUAUGACUGAAGAAGAAGAAAUAUUUGAACAGAUUAACGGAGAAGCGAAAGAAAGCAUAUUGCAAAAACUAUCGAGAGGAUUACAGGCUUCUCAGGAUUUAGGAAUGGUACUUGGAAAUAUCGUAGCAUGGAGUUUUCUAUAUUAUUCACGCGAUGGUGAACAAGAAGAAACAAUUCUUAAAACAUUUUUUUAUGAAAAUGAAAGUGGAGAAUGGGUUUGUGGUAGUCAAUCAAAUCCAUAUCGCGUACCUACAAAUAACUAUCUUGAUUUAGUCAGUAAUUCAACCUGGUACGAUGCUCUAGUAGUCUCAUGCAAAACAACGGCUAUGUUAACAAGCGUUUUUAUAGGUUGCGGAGUUGUAGCCAUGACACUUACAGCAGUUUUCACCGACAAAAUCAGAUUAUUUUUAUAUCAGGUAAAAAGACCCCACAGCAUGGCAGUUUACGAAGCAAUUAAAAAUGCAUUUAAAGAUCCUCGUUUACAAUUAGCUGCUCCAAUGUCUAUAUUUAUAGGACUUCAUCAAGGUUUUAUUUACGCUGAUUUUAGCAAGUGGUACGUGGUGUGUUCCCUCGGGAUUUCAAAUAUAAGUUUGGUUUUUUUAAGUAUGGGACUCUUACAAUCGGUUGCAGCUUUUACUUUAAGUUUAUUAUUACAAAACGUACCUAGAUAUUUAGUUAUAGUUACUGGAUUUAUUUUUCACUCUUGUUUACUCUUGGUUUUGCUUAUGUGGAAACCAUCAAAAGAUGAUUCGGCAUUAUUUUACGUCAUAGCCGCGGCUUGGGGAGUUUGCAGCAUAAUUUGGGAAAUUUUAAAUUUCAAUGUUUUACUACACAUUUAUCCAGAUUCAACGUGGCAAAUAUCAUUUAUCCACGGUAAUUUUUUUAAAUUUUUGGGUCUUUCCAUUGCUUUCGGUUUUCACGGUAUACUUUGCACUUGGGUUAAAUUAUACGCUUUGGCUUUUUUCAUGGUGAUCGGUAUAACACCACAUGCAUGGCUAGAAAUGAAAUUAGAAUCGAAAAGAAAAAUGAAAGGAAAUUUAAUAACGCUGUGA